AUGUUAGGAGACAAGAAGAAGUCGAGCCGCCGGCUGUCGAGUCUAUUCUCAAGCGGAUCGUCCGAGUCGUCUACGUCGACUUCCACCAAGCUGAGCCCAGCGCCCUCAUCGGAAUCUAGCAGCCGCCUUACAAAAGUGCGCAACCGCCUUUCGUCGGCAACACACCUCGCACCUGAACAAUCGCCGCCAUCGGCACCAAAGUCUCCCCAUCGCCUCUCCGUCUCCAACCCCAUCGCCCCGCCAGUCGUACCUGCCGACCUUGAGCCCCUCGAACCGCCGCCACCGCUCGACGUCCCUUCCCGCGCAUCUUCGCCCUCUGGUAGCCGACCAGGAAGUCCAGCUGUCGAUUCUACAGGAAAGUUGAAGAAGCUGCGCAGAAAGAGUGGUUUGUUUGGGAGCGGGCCAGUCAUUAGUGCUGAUGGCCUCGCAGGCGCGAAUCAGGCGGGUGCGGGUCAGCCCGCCUGGAUCGUCGGGCACAAAGGCAAGGUGCCAUAUGAUCUGACGCUGUUGCUGAACGGCGAAAAGGUGCCAGAACUAUGGGACGACGCAGGAGACACUUUCGUCUACCUCUUUCCACGCACCUCCAACAAAGGCGCCUCUUUCCGCAUCGACUCCACCGUCUAUGCAGCCUCGCAGCUGCUUACGCGACUCGUUCAUGGCAGUCUCUACAGCGACACUGUUGCGCCGUCGAUACCUCCGCUCGACCUGGAAGAGCGACCAUCGCGGCGCGUGUCCGGGGAGCCAUUUACCCAGCAAUCGCGCACCGCGUCGCCUGACCAGAGCCAAUUGGGCAGUUCCGACAGCUCCAAAGGAUCUAGAGCCUUGAGCGAUGCUGUGGAGGACGACUAUACCGAGAAGCACAUGUACAUGCCCAUUGCUCUGAGCUCAGACUCUGCCGUCACCCCGCAUGAGGCGAAACUCAACGCAAACGACACCGACACACUCGUUACCUACCGUAACUUCUUCGCUUUCCUCAUCGGCCAAUCGCUAGUCGCAACCGAGCGUCAUUCGGACAUCUUUGACAUAUUCCUGCGAAUAGGCGACAUCUUGUCGCACUAUGCCUUCUCCAACGUGGACGGCUCAACCUUUGGCGAGGUCGCCGCUUCAAGCUUCGACUGCUAUGUUGAUGAGCUGGCCCUGGCAGAUGUCAGACAGAGCCAUGAGAAGACCAUUGAAGCCAUUGUACUCGGCGAAAAGAUGCGUUCUAUGGCGCUCUACACGGAGGGAUUUGUUCACGCUGCUGGAAAAUACGACAGCAUCAAGGAACUCGACUCCCCCAAGUUUGGCAUGAUCACACCCAAGACUGCAACCCGACUGGCUCGUGCUGCCAUGGAUCUGGACAACCGAGAAGCCAUUAUCAAUGGGAAACUCAAGGACUUUGAGUUCCCGCAUAUCUUUUCCGGCAUCAUGAACAGCGCUACGACCAGCGAGGGCAAGAUGAUAAGCUUCAAGAAGUGGAGGGCCGCUUUCGGAACCUUCAGAACCUUUGUGCUCGAUUAUUACAGACACAAAUACGGCUCAUGGCUACCAAAGGCCAAGUCGAAGAAGAACAACCUCACUACGAGUGGUCUCAACCGACUAGUCUUGUUGGAGAUUUACCGAGACAUGUCUAGUCUGUACGACCUCCUGGUGGACAGGACGAAUCUGACGAACCGCACGGCCGACGGUUUUAUAGCCGAAGACGAAGGCACGGAUAUCGAGGCCAUUGUCGCGCGUGCGCUCCGCAAAGUUUUGAGUGAGUAUGACCGCAGCACUCCACCGGUGCAGCCACCAAUACCCUUCGACUUACCGCUGUAUCCAAUCUCGCAAAACGCAAAAACAGGAGAUGCAAAGAAGGACGCAAAGGCACGUGGGAAGAAGCUACACAAAGAGGACGUCGCCAAACUGCUGAAACAAUCGCACAACGAAGACGCUGAUACUCAAACACCCUUCUUGCAAGCCUUCCGCCAAUUUGAGUUCAAGCAAGCCUCAGGCUCCAACAUGGACGACAUGUGGGAUCUGCGAUCCGGGCAAUGGCUGUUCCUCUAUGCCGUCAUACAGUCACUGCCCAUGUUGGUGGUAGACGCACCCGGCGUCCGAUUUACCGAGGGCGUAGAGUAUUUCCUGUGUGAGGUGCCACGCAGUGGUGUGCCAUGGGCACGGGAGGACACAACACGGUCUCGAACAUGGUUCGGUGUCGCAGGAGGUGCGCAAGUCGUCAGCUUACCUACUGACAUCGUCGAGCACGGCGUGGAAGGCGUUUUCCGAAGAUCUCACUGCUGGAAAAUGGCACAGCAAUGGGCAGCGAACGACACUCUCCUCAACGCUGCGAUGCAGGAGCUAAAUGCGAGUGCUUCGCCGUUACCCCCUCCUCCUGGACUGCUAGAUCCUUCAGCGGCUUCGAUUCGUGGACGAUCACAGAGCCCCGACCGGCGUCGCGAAAGCGUCAUGAACUUGGGCCUCGAGGCAUUGCCGUUGCCUCCUGGCGUUGCCCCGCCCAUUGGUGGCUCGCCGCUACUUAGGCCCGCAUCGAGCAGCGACCCCAACAAGACAUUCGAUGCCAUAUUAGGGACCUCUCCAGGCUCAAGCCCGAAGCCAAAGAAGAAGAAGAAAUGA
Messenger RNA from Pyrenophora tritici-repentis Pt-1C-BFP, 2595 nucleotides. RefSeq lists its product as uncharacterized. Lineage: Eukaryota; Fungi; Ascomycota; Dothideomycetes; Pleosporales; Pleosporaceae. The record is from RefSeq and is a predicted model, not a curated record.